CGGAACUCCGGCCGGGCCGUGCGCGCAGCUCCGGCUGUCGGUGGGGAGCGGCGGCGCCGGCGGCGGGAGCGGCACCGCGGGCAAAAUACGAUAGAGGCCGGGGCAGGGGGAGCCCGCGGUCCUCUCCCGUAAACACACUCCCUGCCGCCGCCGCCUCCCGGUCCUGCUGCCCGAGGCCGCUCGGACUGCUAUGUAACCCGGAGACCGCGGGCGAAGGGGACCGGGGAGAAGAGGUCCGCCCGUGGGGGGCCGAGGGGGCCAAGUUUGCGGCCACUUCUGCGCGCGCCUCCCUGAGCCCCGGCUCGCCCCUGCCUGCAGCCCGGCCGGCCCAGGUGCCCUUCGCCUCCUCGCGCGCCCGGCGACCAUGGUGACGGUGGAGGAGCUGCGGGAGAUGGACUGCAGCGUGCUCAAAAGGCUGAUGAACCGGGAGGAGAACGGUGGCGGCGCGGGCGGCGGCGGCAGCCACGGCGCCCUGGGGCUGCUGAGCGGCGGCAAGUGCCUGCUGCUGGACUGCAGACCGUUCCUGGCGCACAGCGCGGGCUACAUCCGAGGCUCGGUCAACGUGCGCUGCAACACCAUCGUGCGGCGGCGGGCCAAGGGCUCUGUGAGCCUGGAGCAGAUCCUGCCCGCCGAGGAGGAGGUGCGCGCCCGCCUGCGCUCCGGCCUCUACUCCGCGGUCAUCGUCUACGACGAGCGCAGCCCGCGCGCCGAGAGCCUCCGCGAGGACAGCACCGUGUCGCUGGUGGUGCAGGCGCUGCGCCGCAACGCCGAGCGCACCGACAUCUGCCUCCUCAAAGGUGGUUAUGAGAGGUUUUCCUCCGAGUACCCAGAAUUCUGUUCCAAAACCAAGGCCCUGGCAGCCAUCCCCCCUGUGCCGGCCAGCACAGUGGAAUCCUUGGACGUGGGCUGCAGCUCCUGUGGAACCCCCCUGCACGACCAGGGGGGUCCGGUGGAGAUCCUUCCCUUCCUCUACCUUGGCAGUGCCUACCACGCUGCCCGGAGGGACAUGCUGGAUGCCCUGGGGAUCACGGCCCUGUUGAACGUCUCCUCUGACUGCCCAAACCACUUUGAAGGACACUAUCAGUACAAGUGUAUCCCGGUCGAAGACAACCACAAGGCAGACAUCAGCUCCUGGUUCAUGGAAGCCAUCGAGUACAUUGAUGCGGUGAAGGACCGCCGCGGCCGCGUGCUGGUGCACUGCCAGGCGGGCAUCUCGCGCUCGGCCACCAUCUGCCUGGCCUACCUGAUGAUGAAGAAGCGGGUGCGGCUGGAGGAGGCCUUCGAGUUCGUCAAGCAGCGGCGGAGCAUCAUCUCGCCCAACUUCAGCUUCAUGGGGCAGCUGCUGCAGUUCGAGUCCCAGGUCCUGGCCACGUCCUGCGCCGCCGAGGCCGCCAGCCCCUCGGGGCCCCUGCGCGAGCGCGGCCAGGCCACCCCCACGCCCACGUCGCAGUUCGUGUUCAGCUUCCCGGUGUCGGUGGGCGUGCACGCGGCCCCCAGCAGCCUGCCCUACCUGCACAGCCCCAUCACCACCUCCCCCAGCUGCUAGGGCCCGAGCCCGGGGCUGGGAGCUCGGCAAUAAGGACCUCGGCCCGUCACAAGCCGACAGACAAACCCCCCGACCUAGAGCAAUAACGGCCGCCUCCGCGGGCAGGGAACACCUGGGUUUGGUUCGUGUGUCCGUGUUACUUUCCAGAUAGGAAUUUCUUACCUCAUUUUUUUAAGCAGUAAGGCUUGAAGUUAUGAAACCCACAGAUCCUGGCAAAGGUGCCCACCCAGUUUUA
Nyctereutes procyonoides (raccoon dog) is the source of this 1781-nucleotide messenger RNA. RefSeq names its product dual specificity phosphatase 4 (gene DUSP4). Gene Ontology annotation, molecular function: MAP kinase tyrosine/serine/threonine phosphatase activity; protein tyrosine/threonine phosphatase activity. The record is from RefSeq and is a predicted model, not a curated record. Lineage: Eukaryota; Metazoa; Chordata; Mammalia; Carnivora; Canidae. Gene Ontology annotation, biological process: endoderm formation; protein dephosphorylation; negative regulation of MAPK cascade. Gene Ontology annotation, cellular component: cytoplasm; nucleus.